CUUCCUGUUCCCAUUCCGUGUCCAGUCCAGCUUGGAAGUAUAAAAAAUGACUCUCUGGAAGCUCAACUGCAUGAAUAUGUCAGACAAGGAAACUAUGUGAAAGUGAAGAAACUUCUGAAAAAAGGUAUCUUUGUUGAUGCUGUAAAUUCCUUGGGCCAAACUUCUCUCUUCACUGCUGCUUUGCUAGGUCUUGGUAAAAUAGUGGAUGUGCUGUUGGAUUUCGGCUCAGACCCUAAUCAUCGCUGUUAUGAUGGAAGCACCCCAGUCCAUGCAGCUGCGUUCUCGGGAAAUCAGUGGAUUCUUAGCAAGUUACUGGAUGGAGGAGGUGAUCUGAGAGUACAUGAUAAAGAUGGAAAAAAUCCGCAGUACUGGGCAAUGUCAGCUGGAAAAGAAAGUAGUGCUCAGAUGUUAGAAUUUAUACAGCGUUGUACAGCACACAUGCAGGCCGCCAUUCACAAUUUUCCCUCUGAUCUACUCAGGAAGGUUGACUCAUCGAAAGCACUGGUCUGUAAUCCAUCUAGGUUUGGUGGCCUCGUUCAAGGAAAUGUUGAGAGUCCUCUCAGUAGAUUUCUAAAAGGUGGAGCUAAUUCAGCCAGGAACAUUUACAGCUUUGGUUUUGGGAAGUUUUAUCUUACAGGCAGCAGACAUCUCGGGUACUUGGCAUCUCUCCCUAUUAUUGGGGAAAAAGAAGUGGUUCAGGCAGAUGAUGAACCAACAUUCUCUUACCUCGUUGGACCGUACAUGAUUAUGACAAACUUAAUGUGGGGAGGCAGCAGAGUUACAGUGAAGGAACUCAGCUUUGAGCCCCAUCAGAACUGUAGUAAACUGCGCUUAGCUGAUCUUCUCAUUGCAGAGCAGGAAUAUAGCAGUAAACUUCGUCAUCCUCAUUUGCUGCAGUUGAUGUCUGUCUGUCUGUCUAGUGACUUGGAGAAAACCCGUUUAGUAUAUGAGAGGGUAAACUUUGGUUCUCUGUACAGCAUUCUACAUGAAAGGCGUUCAGAAUUCCCUGUGCUGCGCAUGGAGACAAUUUUACAUCUGCUGCUUCAAAUUAAUGACACUUUGCGUUUUCUACAUUCCCGUGGAUUUAUCCACCGUUCGGUUACCUCCUAUGCUAUUCAAAUCGUUUCUUCUGGUGAGGCAAAGUUAUGCAACUUGGAAUACAUGAUAGAGAGCAGAGAUGGAGGAGAACACAGUGAUCUGACGCGUAUUCCUGUCCCAAUCCAGCUGUAUAAAUGGUGCUCUCCUGAAGUAAUCCUUGAAAAAGCUGUCACAGUCAAAUCGGAUAUUUAUAGCUUCUGUACGGUAAUGCAGGAGGCCCUGACAGAGACCCUUCCCUGGGAUGGUUGUGAAGACUCAGUUAUUAAGCAACUCAUAAGUUUGGGACAGCAUUUAGAAGCAGAUGUCAGACUUCCUAAACCCUAUUAUGAUAUUGUAAAGUCAGGGCUAGAACCUAAACAGAAGAACCGUUCCAUGAACCUUCAGGAUAUUCAGUACUUGCUGAAGAAUGACUUAAAGGACUUGACUGAGUCUCAAGCUGGUCGUGCUGAUGAAAUGCCAAAAGCACAAAGGUCUGCUGUCUUAGCUGACAUAAACAUCUGUUUGGCAUCGUCUUUUAACUACGAGAAGAGAACACUGGGAUUGGAAGGAGAAGAGAUAACAGAGAUUGGCAGCUCUACUGCCCAAAGAUGCUCUGUUUUUCCUGAGGAAUCUGAGACUUUAGUGGAUGCUGAGACACCAAGCAAUGUACAGGCAGUUGCACAGGAAAAAAGCCAUGAUGUAGCUUCUGAACUCCAGGUGACCUGCAGUGUCAGUGAUGUGGAUGAGAGCCUCUGUAGCUUUGAAAUGAAUGAAAUCUUUGCCAGUUACCCAGAAUUUCAUGAAGACUUUCUGGAAGAAGGCACUAUGUUAGGUCAUAAUCUGAAGGAUAAAAAAGGGCAGCAAAAAGGAGAUAAGGCUACCCUCAGAGACCUAUUUGCAUCCCCUGGAAUGCACUAUGAGGAAAAGCUAGUUUAUGAGGAAGGUAGCUUUUCAGAAUUGGGUACAGAGUACACUACAGAAGAGGAAGAAAGGAUAAGUGAGGCCUCUGAGCUGUGCAAGGGAUCACAGGUGAGAGGAGAUGCGGGGAAAAGAAUGAGUAGUCCAUCCCAAGCUGGGCAGCACAUCAGCAAAUGUGUACUUAAUUUAAAAAUUGCUCAGAGCAUGUUGCAGCAGGCAUCAAGUUCCCUGUGCAGCACAGAGGAGAAACUAAACAAAUUAGAAAAUUUUGCUGAAAAGCAAAAGCUGCUCCAGGAAAUGCAAAUGAAUCAGACUUCUAAGCAGCUUUUUCUAGAAAGAUCCUGGAACAGGUCUGAUGAUACUGCUCAAAAUACCAAUAGCCCAUUUUCCAGAGCUGAUCCUUUUUUAUGGAAGGCCAUAGGUCCGCCAUCAAGUGACUAUAUUCCACCAUUGAUAACGUGUCAGGCGCGAGGAGUUUUGGGUGGAGACCGUUUCCAAGCUAUUCCAAAGGCAGCUGGGGGAACGUGGGCAAUCCAGAAUGAGAAAGGGAAGUGCUUUCAUCAGAGGAGUAAGACUAAAAACGAAGACAACCUCAGCUUCAGCACAGUGAAAAGCCUGGAUGAUCAAAUGGACCUAGAUCAAGAGCAAUUACUCCCACAUGUAUCUCAGAGAUGCAAAAAAAAGUUCAACGUGCAGUGUCAGGAAGGGGAUGAUUCACGUUCUGCAGCAAGUGGAAUUGAAGAAGAAAGGUGGUGCUGUCCCAAAUCAACACCUGACACUUACAGCACCAAAAUAAGUGAGGCGAGAAGGAUGAUGCAAUCAGAAUGGAGGACCGAAGUAAAGCAAAUAGCCAGAAGAGUGGCUUCGGGACAGCUAGAACUCAUCUCUCCGUAUCCACCCAGUGAAUAUACAUCUGAAAGUGAAGCUGAGAGUAUAAAGGAAGCCUUUCAACAUGUCACUGUCAGAGUCCAAAAAAGUCAAGACUGGCCAAAAGAUAGGAGGUGGAAGGCAGAUAACAGUGUUGAGGAUCUGGGUGGUGAGGGGAGGUCUGACUCUGAGGAGAGUGAUCUGGAGUCUGCAUUCAAAAGUUUUGGAGGGAGAAGUUGCCAGUCACCAUCAAAAGAUGAGGAAGCAGAGUCUGGAACGGCCCGUGAAAAGAAUUCAGUCAUUCCUCAAGUCGAGAAUCUCUCCAAAGGGCAUUCAAAGGAAUUAUGUUCCCCUGAUUCAUCUCCUGAUGUGUCUGAAGAAUUUUUGACUCCUGAUCCUGAUUAUUUCCUUCCUCCUGCUAUUCAAGAAAACUCAGAACUAGAGACCUCAAAUCCUGAAGGCAAAUUAGAAGACACCCAAGAAGUCUAUGUACAGAACCCGGUAUCUGAUGACGCUGGAUCAGGUAUUCCUAUUAAAUGUGCUCUUUCUUUUGAGGGUCUUUUAAUUGCACUUAUUUUUGUCAACAACAUUCCUGUUAGAAAGCUGAAGCUAGAUACUUUUGGGUCACUUAGUCUCUUAUUCUCCAUUAUAUUAAUGAGAGUUCAGGGCCCACAGGAUUUUGGAGGAAAAAUAUUACUCUCCAGCACAGCAGCACAGAAUUCUGGCAAUAACACAUUAGGAGUGAAUCAACUUACCCAUACGCCUGUAGCCAGUGUUGAAGCAGCACAAGAAGCGAUGCUAAGGGAGCUGCAGAAAGAAUGCAGAGAGAAAGAUAUAUCACUGACAGAUAUUCAGGAUUUGUCAAGUAUUUCCUGUGAGCAAGAGAGCUGCUCUAAGGAUAUAAAUUGUAAAACACCCAGAGCGAGUCAUGCACCAACAAGUGUCAGCACUCCACUCAGCUCAGAGGAAAAACUUCCAGUAGCCAUUAAGAAAUACAGACACUCUCAUGAAAUAGCUUUGGAUACUUCUUGUUGGGUUUCUCAAGAGACUUCCUCUGCAGCGUCCAGAACGUUUCGUUUACUUAAGGACUUAGGUCAUUUUGGACUUAGUGUGUUAAAGGGGAGGAUUGAAGAACUUUGGUUUACAUUGUUGUGUUUCAUUCUGUAUGAUCUUGCACAGAGUAGGUCGUCAGUAACUGCUCCAUCCUUGAGAAGCACCAGGAAGGAAUCUGCACUCUCUCAGACAUCUAACCACUUCAUUGAUGAGCUGCCUCCACCAGUCCAAGAGCUGCUGGAUGAAAUUGAAUGUUUAAAGCAGCAAGAUUCCACCACUCAAGACCUCAAAGAGGAGGCGCUGUAUGACUGUGGCAUGCCAAUAGAAGUUUCUGAUCCAUUUAAAAUAGAGGACAGAGAGGCAAAAAAGGAAACGGAGAGAAAUGAGAAGAGAGGUAAUAGCUUAUGGACUGAAGAGCCAUUAAAUCUAGCAGAGGAAACAGAAAGGGCUCAUUCUACUCUUGAUGAUAUUUUAGAAAGAAUGCUUCAUACAAUUCCUGAAGAUGAGGAGAACCAAGAACAAGCUCAGGUGCACACUCUUAGGGCUGCAAACGUGAAUAAUCCAGGAGAUGGUGGAAUGAAGAAUGGAGUAAAGGAAUGCAAAACAAAGGAAGAAAGCAGAGAGCCAGAAAGCUGUGCCAGGAGUCCUGAAGACCCGCAUCAUGAGGAUCAGAAAUUCCACUUACGACGUCAGCUCUCUUGGCCCUCUCCGUUCAGGGUGAUCGUAUUGGAUCAGAGCAGCCCUCCUACAUGAAAAGGGCUAGUGAAUAAAUUCUAAUAUAUCACCUGCUUACUGCAACUUGUACAGUACACAGUCUGAACUGCAACCCUUUUUGGCCACACAAACAAUUGUAAUGCUCAGACUUCCUUUAACUGCAGCAGCAAAUACAGAAAAGAAUCGAAUGCUUUACUCUGUACAGCAGUUCUUAUUUUUAUGCUAUCAUAGCAUAUCAAAGACAGUAUCCAUAAUACUGCAAAACUAAAUUGUUUUCUGAAGAUAUAACAUCCUUGCAAGCCUGCUGCAGUGUUUUUCUCCCCUGUGUGUGCACACUUUCCUAAGCAAAAGAAUUUCUUGCUCUAUUGCAUUAUGCAGUCUUCAGUAUUAUGGACAAAAUGAUUGUAAUUCUGUAGGCUGCUGUUACUGUUCAGGCUGUUGUUUAUUUUACACUGCUGGAGUGUGGAGUACUGUGUUACAGCCCACAUGGUGUGUGUUUUUUCCUUGCUCAUUAAAUUUAACAAGGUAAUUUCUUGUUUUCUCUUUUCUUAGUGCUUUUGUAAUGUGAAGUUGAACUGAUUUGACUGAUUAAGGGGAUUAAUUGCUGUGCAAAAAGUUAAUGGGAAAACGCCAGUGUUAUCCAGAGAUUGCAAGUAGAGCAGUACGUUCACUGCCAGUAUUGGACAAAAAUAUGAUAAAAGCUGGUUAGCAUUAUUAAGAUGCCUGUCUGCUUAAUCAAGCCACACUUGGUAGGCUUAUUCUGAAGAGAUAACCCUGGAUAUAGUCGAGCUCUGGAUCAGGCUUUGAUGGGCACAGCAACUUCAUAUUUUUAACUGUUCUUGUGACUAAUACUAUUUGGGUACAGGAAGCUUAAAGAUUGUCCUGGUACUUUUGAACCAGACAUUGCGGUUUUUAAGCUGCCUUCAUGCAUUUAGGUGUACUAUAUUGUACUCUCAUUGUUGUUCACAUAUGGAA
Struthio camelus australis is the source of this 5604-nucleotide messenger RNA. NCBI's taxonomy places the organism in Eukaryota, Metazoa, Chordata, Aves, Struthioniformes, Struthionidae. The record is from RefSeq and is a predicted model, not a curated record.